GCGACUACCACCGCUGUUCUGUGCCAACUCAACCGUAUCCACAAACCACAUACCCACGGCCAGUGACACCAUGUCAGACACCAGCCUGGCGGAGUAUACAAUCCUUAGUCUCAGUCAUGAGGCACUUGCCGCCAAAACCCAGGAAAUCGUCUCUAGUUUUGAGUCUGCCUCUUCCGAACAUGAGCUCCAUCAGUUGGUAUCGGCGAUAGAUCAGCUCAACCACAACGCCAACCGAGAGCUCCACCACUACGUCCACCGGCUCCAGGCCCGCCAUCAGCUGGACGUGGCGGCGGUGGAAUUGAACCGGGCCAAACUUGCCGAUACCCUUAAAACCACCAACGACUUGAUCACCGUCUUCUCAGACUCCAACAAUAUCGGCAGUACGUUGACGUACAAACUCAAGGCAUUGGACAAGGAGAUCAGUCGCGUGACCCAGACACUGGAGUACGUGUCUAGCACCAAGCUCUUGAAGAAUAACAUCAACCAAGCGGUUUAUGCCAUGGAACACAAAAGCUACCAACUUGCUGCCAAUUGUAUACGGACGAUUAAAACCAAGGUCCCCGACCUGCUCAUCGACGGUGACUACGCCGCCAGCGUGAUCCCGUCCACGGACAUCCCCGAGUUUCCACGCGUGGUUAUCGACAACCUCGUCAAACAGUUAAUUGAGGUGUUCAAAGUCCAGUUCGAUGACGCGGCUGCCAAAAAAGACAUGCAGCAGUUGACCAAAUUCUUCGAGUUGUUCCCUCUCAUUGGCCAGGAAGAGGUGGGGUUGAACUGCUACUCCAAAUUCAUUAGCCAGGUCAUCACCGAUACCCUGAGAAGCUUGAUCCAAUCGAUUUCCUCGGGCUCUGGUGGUGAAGCAUCCAAAAAAAUCGGCCUCUACUCCCGCAGUAGCAUGCAGUUGUUUGAGAACAUCUCCAUGAUGUUGGCCCAACACGCCCCGUUGAUCAACCGGUAUUAUGCCUCCACUUAUUCCAACGCCCUUCCAUAUGUCAUCAAUAAGAUCCAGCCUGAGAUCGACUCCCAAAUCGGCUUGAUUACUGACACCUUCUACGACGAAAAGCGCCUAGGCAAGAUCAUUCAGGAUAUCAGGUUGUACGACUUCCCAAUUCUCCGGGCCCGUUUGGAGUCCGAACCACCAACUCGAGCCUCAUCCGAGUUCUCGAGACUGUCGUUCGAGGACAAUGAGCUUGUGACCAUUGUGGAGGCUGGCGACUUGUUCUCCGAGUUUGCAAACAUCUUUAACUACUGGUCUUUGUACUGUAAGUUCAUUUCCACCCGGUAUUUGAACGCCCUGGCUCUGCCAAAACUUGUGCCCAAACUUCUUGUGGACUCGAACUUCACCAGGAAAAUCCAGUCAAAGUAUCUUCCAGCCUUCGAAACUAUCUUCAACUUCUACUUCAGACGAUCGUUGGAGAAGGCCAUCACCAUUGAAGCAUUACCUGCUUUGGAGCCUUAUUUGCUUGCAAACGGUGCCCGUUAUCCUGAACAGCCUCCAUGCUCGUCUGUAAUUGAAGACUUGACGUUGGUGUUGAACACCUGCAUCAAGAGCAUCAUCGACUCCAGUCAGAUCACGGCCGUCAAGAGUUUUGUCACCGAGUCAUUCAAGGUCAUCAAGAAUGACUUGAUCAACGGCUACUUUAUAAAAGAGUUGAACGAACACCUGCCACGGUACAACUCUGCGCUUUCGCUCAUCAACCCCAAAACAAGCCUUUUGACGGUGUCAAGUCCGAGGACCUCCAGAGGUGGAACUCCUGCCCCCGAUCCAGCUGGUGGUAUGGGUUUUUUCAAAGGUGCUCAAAGUGCUCUUGGAACCGUUGUAGGUGGUGGAGCCAGUAAUUCUGCGUCUUCAGCAACUAUCUCCAACAACCCCAAACUCGUGAACUUUGUGCUCUAUCUCAAUACGGUCGCAGUGGGACAAGAAUAUUUCACCAAGAUCUUGGAUAACAUCACCAAAAACGAUGCCUACUAUAUACGAAACUGUUUCCCGUUUGGAGACGAUGCUUCGAUUGUGCAAAACAUUUUGCAGCUUGAGUUGUUUAAUCCAUUUGUAUCACUCACCAACAAGUUGAUCCAGGAGUCCUUAAUCAACUUCUAUAACCAGUCCAUCAAGGCCAAGAUGCUCACUAUUGUGGGUGAUUUCUUGGAUGAUACGGAUGACUCGAAUUACCUUAUCUACUCAACCAAUGUUCUAAACGACAAUGGGUUGAUUUUGCAAUUCACCUCCGAUUGGAGAAACUUGAUCCGCCCAUACGGGCAGGUGUUCCAUCACGAGCUCAUCUUCGGCAAGUUGCUCAAGUUGAUUAUACUCAACUUGGCGAAUAUCAUUGAGAAGAGAUUGGUGUAUGUACUCAAGCGGUUCAAGAUCAAUGAGUUUGGGUCGUUGAAGUUGGAGAAGGAUAUUUCGGGGUUCAUCAGUGAGGUUUGUGAAGAUAACUAUGAGUUGAGAGAGAAGUUUAUUCGGGUGACACAGUUGGUACUUUUGGUAGGUAUGGACGAAGAAGAGUAUGAGGAAUCGAUUCAGCAGAAUGAACAUGAGUCUGAUGAAGAUGGAGGAAUCAACUGGGUGUUCACGCCGUCAGAAAGGAGACAGUUCCGGAACUUCAGGAUCUAACGGCUCGGCUCAUAGAUUUAUGGGUCUAUGUCUAUGAUUAUUUACGUAUGUCUUGGUUGUACCAACUGUAAGUAAAAGUCGCAUUGAAUAUGAGUGUAUCAUUAGAGUCUAUUUAAAAUACAUUAAUAUACAGACGACAGCACCUUUCCCUUCAUUUACUUACCGUCUCGGAAGCAUCUCUGUCGGGCUUGAUCCUCAUCUUGUCGGUGAUAUUAUCAAACCUAGGGUGAGUAUAAUCGCACUCCGGUCCCUUGGGACAGAACCCCGUCAAAAACAUCGGACACAUAAUCUUCCUCACGUGCCGGUUCACACACUUGGGCCCUUCGGGACAGAAGCCUCGCAAGUAGUUUUGGCACUCGGGAAUCUUCAGCUGUGGAUCAACGUGUAAAUAAAGACACUCAUUGGUCUGAGUACAGUAGCCAUUUCUGGAAUAAAAUAAGCACUCGGGCAUUUUCCUCAAAUUGUACUCGUGGAGGAACUCACAGUGGUCGUUCUUCUUACACAAUCCUCUCAACCAAUGCUUACACACAAUCUUAUUGUUGUACAUAGGAGGUACAUGUUUGUUGGGACAGUUGCUGCCGUUUGGACAAGAGUUAGGACUCUGCGGAAUAAAGAAUUGACAUACGGGUCUGUCGGGGUUUGUGCCGAAGCCAAACUCCUUUCUCAAGAAUGGUUCGACUUUGAACCUGCGAUUCCGAUUAUCGGGGUGUAGUAUAGGAUUAGCUUGAAACAUGUCUUCACCAGUUGAUUAGAAAUGAGAAAAUUAACUUUGUCGCGCUGAUGCAACUUAAA
Yamadazyma tenuis ATCC 10573 is the source of this 3406-nucleotide messenger RNA. RefSeq names its product Golgi transport complex subunit (gene COG4). Lineage: Eukaryota; Fungi; Ascomycota; Pichiomycetes; Serinales; Debaryomycetaceae. The record is from RefSeq and is a predicted model, not a curated record.